Molecule: messenger RNA, 4015 nt
Organism: Symsagittifera roscoffensis
Lineage: Eukaryota; Metazoa; Xenacoelomorpha; Acoela; Convolutidae
Exons: 3
Coding region: 162-3113 (983 amino acids)
Source: RefSeq, a predicted model, not a curated record
CUAAUUUUUCUGGUACAAAGCUCAAUGCUGUACAGAACAAAGUAUAAGCUGUAAAGUAAAUAACAAAUUUUUUUCAUAAAACAUUGCAUUAUGAGCGCGCAAAAAAAUGAAACUUUAGUUUCUGUUUACGUCAUUUUAUAAUUUUUUCAUUUAUCUCCGAAAUGAAAUUACCAAACAGAGGUAUAUUUCAGUUCCCCUAUUCCCUUUUUUUUCAGAUUUUUUAUUUCCCCCAGUUUUAUUGGCCAAUGGUUACAAAGGCAAGGCCAAUACCAUCUUCUGAACAAGCAGAAACAUCUUCUGAACAAGCAGGAAGAUCUGACAGUGACAUUCGCGGCAACGAGACAGGGUUUCAUCUGAUGUUAACGGUUGAGCAGAAAGAGUACAUCGAAAGAGGUAAGUCCAGACGCAAAAAUUUUUGCCAGUUUUCCCGUUAUUACUUUGAGCCAAUUAUGCUACCCCCGGUUCCAAACCAAACACGAAUUGACGUUUAUCCUAACGAAAUAGAAAAAAAAUCAAACAACACUCCAGUAUCAGCAGUAUCGAAAGAACAAACUAUAAGAAAAAACACGAAACAAAAAAAGAAAGAGCAAUCUCCCGAUCCCAAAUCACCAGCAAAAGUUAGAGAUGAAAUAGUACAACGGGGUCAGUACGAGGGUGAAGUAAUAGUUUACCGAGCACUUGAAGAGCUAGAGGAAAAACUUAUUUGUCUGCACUCUUUCGAAUAUACAGCUCAUCAGUUCAAUUUGUGGAGUAUGAACGACAAAAGAGAGAACGAGAAAGAACACGACUUCAUUAUCCUCGGUGAGACCUUCAUAGCAGUGAUUGAAGUUAAAACUCCGACGAAUGAAAACAACUUAGACGAAAAUUUGAAGAAAGCCGUAGAACAAUCUCAAGCCGCAAAACAACUAAUUGAAAAUGUAGCUUCUACAAUUAAUCAAAAAAUCACUCCAAACGUUUUUCGCUUCGUUGCAUUCCCAUAUCACAGAACUGAUGCUCUCAUUCUAAAAGCUGGAACACUUGCUUAUCAAAUGAAAACAGACAAUUUAAAGGAAUACUUUAUUGAACAAGGUUCGAGUCAUAUUGCUUUGAUAAGCAUGCCAGAAGAAGCCGAAAAACAGGAUAAAGUCCAAAAAGCAAAGCAAGCGCAGUUAAAAUCCGAUCAUGUUAUGCUAAUAUGUGAGGAUAACUUGGAUUUCACGAAAUGGUGGCAAACAAAAACUGCGUGUCCCGAACUACCUGAGUCACACUGGAUGUUGCAGCCAUUCAGAAGGCAUUUAACUUUAGCGCGAUAUUUAUUGUUCAAUUGUCUACAAUAUUUAUCAACUACAUUAAAAACAAGGUUCAAGAAAGCAAAGCUCACCACAACAGACAUUACGAUGCUCCACGAAAUUUUGAUAGCCAUUUGGGACAUGGGAUCACUAGAGCAAAAGCUUCCAGGAGAAGCUAAAUUUGAACUGGGCAAUUGGAUAGCCAAAAUUGACAAGCAACUGAAAGAUGGUCGAAUCACAUUUGAGAGAACCAACGCAAAACAAAAAGAAGACAUGAGAAAUCAAGACAUAAUAGAGACAAAAUACCACCCUGAUUUCAUUUUUGCAUUUCCGAAACCAGAUGAUCCUGAGUUCAAAAUCAACUUAUUUUAUGAUAUAUUGCAUUUAAAUUACUUGCAACGCGAUCAAUAUGAAGCUUUUCAAGAUAAUGACAACAACCAGAUAUUUUUCCCAUUGAAGGGAGCUGCUGGAACAGGAAAAACGUUAGUCCUUUUAGCGAAGUUGUUCAGAUUUGUCCUACAAGACGAAAAAAAUAAAGCUUUUUUUGUCCAUAACACUGAGAAGUAUGCGUUUUCGGAUGACUACAAUACACCAGUCGAAAGAGCUAUGCUCGAAUUUCAAAAAUUAACUGGCAUUACCUUCUGCGAUUAUCUAAAGGAAAUCAAAGCAGGCUGUGAGUUUGACGAGACCUGUAGACAUCAAAUAUUUCUGAUGAUAUAUCCGCAACAGUAUGCAAUCAAAAAAUUUCUCAGCGAUUCUUCAAGUAACAUCGAAAUUUUUUUCGACGAUUUACAGGAAACCAACAAAAUUGAUCUCAAAGAAAAGUUUAAUUCGGAAUUGUGCAUGCCCAGAAAGCAUGUUGUGUUUAAUGUUACACAGUCAGAUUCGUCAUAUCAAAGUUUAUGUCAUUUUUAUAAGCUGUUCGACAAUGCCAGAACUUUACGAAGGAAUUUUCGCAACACGGCAGAUGUCUCAGACACACUUCAAUCAAUUCUUGGAAUUUUGAAAGAAUCUUCAAAAGUCAAAUAUGACCCUCAGGAGAGAGGCCAUUUCAUUCAUGGUCCACGUGUAACCAUAGAUUUAAUGACUUUCCACAAAAAAGAAAAACUUGAACAUCAAAUAUGCGAGGCAACGAGAAAACCACAAGCGUUUUCAAUUUGGCUGGAAGAUUUGGAAAAGUUGGCCAAAAUCAAAGGUAUAAGCACACAUUUGAUGUCAACCGCUAUAUAUGAUUCAUUGAUCGCAGAUAAAUUACAUCACUGCUUUGGAGAUAGAUCGAACAUUGCAUCAACUGAGUUCUCUAUUGUUGAGUUCUCAACUGCGUUCAAUGAGUUACAUGCUUAUUCGCCUAUUCCAUCGAACCGAGGUUAUAUUGAUCCUUCGGAUUUUAAUAAGUUCCUGCGUGAUUUGUACACUGCUGUGUCCAGAGCUAGAGUUUAUUGCAGAGUUUUUAUUAUAAACCUCGAUUUGUUGAACGAUCGUGAUGAAUUACUUGAACUUGAACGACCAGAUAAUAACUCUUCAAAUUCAUCAUCAAGUUACACCGACAUUUUGCAGAAAUUUCUACACGAAUUUGAACGAAAAAAUUGGAUUCAUGUAGCAGGGGACCGAGAUAAUUUGGAAUUGCGAGACAGAUUAAGAGGCCCGAGGAUCCGAAGACUUAAAUUUCAAGUUCAGAAGAGUAACGGUAGGGUACAGAUAAUCACACCACUUCCACGCCAGCAAGUUAUAGAGUAUGCACUAAGAAAUCCUGGUCUUAGACAAAAUUCUCCCGACGAGCCGACACAGGAUGAUUUUAAAUCACUAGUACCAUUCUUAUACACGCUAAUUUCAGAUGUAAAAUAACCUUCAGACUCGAUGUCAACCUCUCUUAGUCAUCAACCAAAUAGAGAAAAUUGGCGAUAAACAAAUCUUUGCAAAUUGAAUUGAACACGAAACGAAUUUUUGAAAAGUUUUUUUUUCGCUUAGCACCUCAAAUAAAUCAUUUUACGACUAUGGCGCUACUAUUUUUGAUAUCAAAUAACAUCUCACUUCAUAAUGAAUAAUCACUGAAAUGUUGAAAUUUAAAAAUAAUUGUUUUAACGUAUCAAAAGUGAUGUCCCUAUCUCUCCACAAUUAGAUUUAUCUCAAAAUCGUGUUCUUAACUCAAACUGCUUUUAAAGUGCAUUUCUCAACAUACUUGAUGAAAAAUUGAUCCUUUAUAAAAUAAUAAAAUAUGAUGCUUGUUUUUUCAAUUCUGUCUUUGCCUCAUACAUAUUCCUGAAGUUCGAUGCUUCAACUCUCAGUAACUAUUUUUACAGCUAACGGCUAUUUAUUUAACGGCUUCCAUUUAAAUCUAGCGUGAUAUUGCGUCGGUGGUUAUUAUAAAUGAUUGCAUAGCUUCUCAAAUUGGAAGAGUUGACUAUAAAAUGAUGCUGAAGCAUCGAAUUUCUCUAAGGUUGAGUUUAUUUUGAUUCCACUUGAAACUUAACUAGUGCUAAACCGAUCAAAUCUUGCUCAAACAGAUUACAUUUAAAUCAUUCAAUUGAUGCUCAAAAUAAAUAAAUAGUGUUUAUUUUCAAAAGUAUUCUGUUAAAACACACCUCUGGCUUCUCGUUUCUCACAGCGUGCAUUUUUGCUGAUAAUUCUUUUUAUAAUCUAACAAAACGCAGCUCAAUUUUCGCAGAGCGUGUUAUUUCUGCUUUCUUUUGAAUGAAAAAAAUUUAUAUCUAACAAAUAAUGCUUUUAUAAAAAGGUGUUUAAUCAUU